AUUUUUUACUUCAUAGUGACUUGCAUUGAAAAAUGGCGACGUCAGGUAUGUUUGGAAAUGGAAAUCCUGGUGCUCUUUGGACUGGUGGUCCGGUACCGGGACAACUACAUAAUUUUCCAGGUGUACAAAAUGGUGCUACGAAGGGAUCUUCACAACGGACCUUGUAAGUUAUAGUCCAGUUUCUUGUUAUAACAAUACUAAUCAUAGUUCUUAUUGUGUUGAUUUAUUAUUUUGUUACCUAUUAUCGAUACGGAAUUAAUCACAUUAUAACAGCUUAUAAAAAAUUAAUCCAAUAUUAAAUAUUGAUGGAAACAGGAGACAAAUUCUUGAAUUAGCAUUUGCUACCUACCUUGCUAUGUCAUCAUUGGUGAGAGAAUGUUUCUUUCUAGUAAUUAUUUGUAAUUUUAAGACACGAGUGACAAGAGUAAGUGUAAGAGCACUCCAUUAUUAAUAAAUGCACCCUGGUUAAGCUGAAAUACCCUUAUUUUUUUUCUACAUUCAACUAUUUAAAUCAGAAACCCAGUGGUGAUGGGAUCCUCUGUUCUGGGGAUCCAAUUCAAUGGAGGUGUUGUCAUUGCUGCUGAUAUGCUCGGCUCAUAUGGCUCUCUUUCAAAGUACCGUGACUGUCCCAGACUUCUCAAGGUUAAUGAUUCAACAGUCAUUGGAGCAUCUGGAGAUUAUGCAGACUUCCAGUAUCUAUCUAAUGUCAUACAACAACAAGUGUAAGCAUUCUAAUUUGUUUCUUUUAGUUAAGUUUUGUUGCUUUUCAAGUAAUAAGUAGUAUUAGCAAGACUUCAUAAUAAUACUUCAAAUUACAUUAUCUAUAGACCUAAAUAAUAUAGCAGAGUGAAAUAGAUCUUCCAAAAAUAUGUCAGAUAUCACAAAUAUUUUAAUAUUAUUUCACUCAAAAGUUUGAGUCAUACAAUUUUGUAUAGUAUUUAUACUGGGUAGUGUAUAAGUGUGGAACCUAAAAUAAUAUUUCUGUUAAUGUAGGAUUCAUGCAUCUGUAUCCUGCAACAUGUGUUGAUUUAAUCCCUUGCUCUUAUGUUGGAAAUAAGACUGUUCUUCCAAAAACAUUUGUCCUCUUGGCUAUAAAAAUAGAGAAGCGUUUAUGCGCAGUCGGCUGCGCAUAACCCUGAGAGUUAUUCCCAGCUGAGGAUUUGGGGAGGGGGGGGGCAACUCACAUGAGGAUAUAAAUGUAAAAUAAAAAUAAACAUUCAAUAAAGUUAAACUUCGAUGAAUUCAAUUUAUUGAUAUACAAAAAAACAAAAUCAUUCAAAAUCAAUAAAAAAAUUUAAAACAUUAUGAAAUAAAUUAUAAAUAUACACAGAGAUGGCUAAAUUAUCAUUGCUGAGAGAUAGAUAGUAUAAAUUAUUUAAUAUAAUUCAACAUAAUCGUUUGCAUAGUUUUUUGCAGAGAAUUUUUUUAUUAUUGGUUUAAAGUCAAUGUUAUUUUCCAUGCACAUAAGGGAAAUCCAGUUCAAACGUUUUUGUCCCAUUGUACUGCGAAGCUGAUUCUUACCUUAUUCUAUCGAUUCAUAUCUGUGGAAAAUUAAAAUUUGUUGACGAGAGUUAUUCCCCUUUAAAAGAUUUUAAAUUGUCCAACUUUGAUUCACAUUUAUGAUAUUAAUUUUGGAAUGUGCUGAUAUAAUCGUGGUUAAAUUGGGAAUUUAAAUCCAAUUAAAUUGACAAAAUCUUUCGAUAUAUUAAAAAUUUGUAACGUGUGAUACCUCAAUAAGAGUGAGUCUCCGAGAAACUGGGGGCCCCCAAUAAGCUCUGGGCCCAUGCCUUAAGAAGGCACUGGCUACCAGUACACUAUAGUUAUUUUAAAAAUAAAAACUAUCAAGUUCUUUAGCGGGUAAUCUGAAUAAAAUGCUUUCUGGUGAUUUGAUUGUUGUGGCACAUUAUUUGAAAUAUCUGUAGAGACAUUUUCUACUCAUACUUCAUUGUGAUUAUUGGUUUAUUCCAAUUUGCAUUAUUCCCGUUCAUUACCUUAAAAUUGAAUACAAAUUUUGUUGAGUUGUAUAUAUAUGGGACCAGUUAAUUCAUACUAUUACUAUUAACGUAUACAAGUGUCAAAUUUUGUAUUGAUUUUUAUCCAUUUAUUAAAUUAAUAUACUUUGAUUUUGUUAAAUUAUCCCAAGAAAGUUUUAAACUGGAAUAUGUUUUAUUGUUAUAGCACCACUUUAUUUAUUUUCUAGCAUUGAUGAAGAAUGUCUGAAUGAUGGAUUUGGUUACACACCAAAGAGCUUGCAUUGUUGGCUUACAAGGGUCCUUUACAAUCGAAGAAGCCAAUUUAAUCCACUGUGGAACACCUACAUAGUAGCAGGAUUAGAUGAAGACAAACCGUAAGUGGACCAAAGAUUUACUGAUUAUUAUUGCGUAAAAAGAUAUUUAAUUCUAAAUAAUAUACUCAUUAAUCUUGUUUGCGUUAUAAUGGAUCCUUACCAGUUUCUUUUCUUCUUUGAUUUCCCUUCAGAUAUCUGGGAUAUGUUGACAAGAUUGGCAUGGCUUAUGAAGCUCCUUCACUGGCUAGUGGCUUUGGUGCAUAUCUAGCGUUGGUAAGUCUAUUUCCUCCCAUAAAAUGUAUGCUAUGUUUUAAAGGAAACUUAAUUGUAUGACAUACAACCUUGAUUGUCUCACAGUUUUCGUUCUUUAUUCAUAUUUAUGGGGUUCUAGAUGAUUCGAUUUCUUUCUUUCCCCAGCCAAUCAUUAGAGAUGCCUUGGAGAAAAAACCUGAUAUGGCAUUGGAGGAUGCAUUGAGACUGAUUGACAGGUGUAUGAAACUCUUGUUUUACAGAGAUGCAAGGGCCCUCAACAAGGUGAGUGAUCAAAUCUAGGUAUAAGUGGUAACAACAUGCUCAUUCCUCAAUAUUAUAAACUCUCUAGUUAGGUUAAUGUUAAUGCUACAGCUGUUCGGAUAAGGGAUAGGGUACUUUAUUAGCUGGAAUAAGGGUAUGCGUCUCCUUCAUUAGCUGGGAUACGGGUUAGAGUCUACUUCAUUAUCUGCAGUGUGUGUUAAUGUUUAAAUAAUAUAAAGUGUCAUUAAAUUUGAAUAACUGUGGCAUGAUUUCAGACCUGUUUACUCUUACGAUUUUGACGUACAAUGUAUGAUUUUGAGGUGUAUACAUUAUAUAUAUUGUAUGUUUAUUUUUUUACUAUUAGGAUAAGGUAUUGAACGAUUUUGUGAUGAUAUUGUAAGAUUUUAAUAGUUUGGGAGUAAACAAGUCUGUGGCAUAUUCACUUAUUUUAUCAAGUUACUGUACUCUUCCUGUUGUAGUAAGACAACCAUGAAGACUUAUAACUGAUAUUGGCUUGACUAAGUACAAAUUUUUUUAAAACAGAACGAAUAAAUUGCUUUGUGUUUCUGAUAUGGUGCUGAUCUCUUUUGAUCUCCUCUAGUACCAAGUAGCAGUCAUCACAAAAGCUGGUGUAGAUCUCAGGGGACCAAUUGUGUCAGAUACUAACUGGGAAGUAGCACACAUGAUCAAGUGAGUUAUUUUAAGAAUCGUUUUCACAUAAUUUUUACAGAAUUGCCGCGAAAUGUGUUGUUUUUUUAAUAAACUUAUUCUCUACUGUUGCGACUAAUAAAUGCAUCAUUCAAGGGAAGGGUAAUGAUGGUUGUAUCCUGACACCACAUCGUUAUUUUAAAAGAGAAUCAAAACCAAAAAUCUCCCCAAAAUUAUGCAGAGGUGUGAAAAUAAAGAAAAUCUUAAAUUUUUAUCUUGUUUAGUAUUUAAUGUAUAUGCGUUUUAGUAUGGUCCUUCUUAUAUCUACCACAUGUUGUGCCAAAAAUUGAUUUUGUUUGGUCAAUGCAUGUCAUGUUAUUUUUUGGUCAUUAAUGUUAUAUGUUUUUUAAACUUAAUCCAUUUCUGGAUUCAUUUGUAUUUAGUUUGUUUAAAAUUAAUAUUUAGCAGCUUAAAUUUUUUUAACAAGUAGAUCAAUUGAAAGCCUAUUUAAAAAAAGCAAAGGUAAUAAAUAAUUGAAAAAUCAGAGUUUCUUCCCUUGUGUUCCGGCUUAAGGAUUAAGUAUGGAAAUGGAGAGAAUUAUGUUACAAAACCAAACACUUUUUUUUUUCAAAGAUAUUUAUCUGCCCAGUCAAUAUAUUUCAUCCUAAUUAUGAUUGUCAUCAUUAAAUAAUUGCUACUCUCACUAUUUUAGUCUCUUGCUCUUAUAUAAUGGAAAUACUUGCAAAUCAUAGUAGUCUAUUCUUACAUUAAUCUUAGAAUUACAUACUGGGUUAGUGAUAUUCUUAAUUAUAUGUUGAGAUUAAAUAUUGGCUUUUUUGAUACAGUAAUGUCAAACCAACCAUACACAAUUUUAUUGUACUUGCAUUUGCAUUCAUAUGUACCAUUUUUUUUUACUAUCUAUUAAUCUGUGAUCACUCACUGUACAGUCGGGGGUAUGUUUUGUACUUUUCCUGGUAGUUGUUUCUAUGUUGUUGGUGAGGGUUUUAAGAUUUAAUAUAACAUGAGUAUAACAUAUAUUUAUUGUGACCUUUUACUUUCAACUGUAAAAUGUAGUUUACUCAUUUCAUUAAUUUUAAACAUAUGUCUUUCAUUUUUAUCUUAAAAUAAACCAAGGAAUGAAUCAGUUUAUUUUUUCAGUAGUGCAUCUCAUAUUUUCCAAUCAAUAUAUUAUAUUGGUGCAAACAACAGCUAAAAUUCCUGGCCAUUACCCUGUCUAAUAACUGCACUAUUCUAAUGUAGCAUCCUUUUAAUUUAUCAAUCAUAAAUCAUACCAAAUCAGUAUUUCCAUUUAUUUUUAAUGCCCAUUAUUUUAUUUAUUUUUCACAUAAUUUUUUUUUUUUUUUUCUUUGCAUUUAAAGCUUUUGAGGCCUUUUUUUCUUAUUUGUCUGGGCCAUAAUGGCAGUUGGCUUAAGUGUUAAAUAUUAUAUAUUUUCCACUUUAGUUCUUAUUAACGCAAAUAGCACACGGGAACACCAAUUUUGAAAGGAGUUACCUUAGAAUGAAAAGUCAGUUGUUUUAAUCAUUAAAUAUGUUAUUUUAAAGUUGUAACAUAAUGUAAUAUGAAAAUAUUGCAUAUUGAAUUUAAAAAAAAAAAGACUUUUUCAUUCAUCACCUCAAUUAUCUUGUAGAGCUUUCAUUAUUUUCCUAUCAGUGGCAUUUUCCUCACAGGUGGGCAAUUUGAAGGUUAUGGAGGUACAUUUAGUAUUAGUAGGAAAUAUAUUUACAUGACAAAAUGGUGGUAGGGGGGGGGGAGUCAGACAAGACAGAAGGACAUUAAACCUUUUAGGUGCUCUUAUUAAGUGUGUGUGCAAAAAAAAUGUUGGAAAACACUGAUGCAGAACUAUUUUGAUACCAAUAAUUAUUUAUACAUCCAUCUGCCCGAAUUGAAGUUCUCAUACUUACAUUCUUGCUUGCAUACAUCAUCUGUACUUUAGUCAAGAUUCUAAAUACCUGCUCUAGUAAAUGUUUACUUGACAAUGUGUUCCCCCAAUGAUAGAUUUGUUGUUUUAUUUUGCAGGGGUUAUGAAUAAACAAGAAGUCAUCUAUCAGGGGAGUUAUCAGAGUGUGCUAGCUGGAAAAUUUGUGUUUACAGGGAAUUUUUUUCUUUUCUCAAUUGCUUAUUUUGUUUAAUAAAAUUUCAUCAUUUAAUUUCAUCAAUUUGAGAUUUAAACAUAUUUUUGUUGUUAUUUUUCCCCGAUGUAUUUUUGUUUGUAAAUUUAAUCAUAUUCAUAUACAGAAAUGGCAUUGUGACGAAAUAGAUCUGCCACAUCACUAACUCUGUUUCGGUCCCAAAUAAAGUACUGGGAAAGUCAGUUUUCUGCCCCAUAUAAAUUAGUAUGUUUUGAUAUCUGUUUAUAUGAAAAAGAACUCUACAAAACAAAAGGUAGUAUUUGUAGAGCUAUCAAAUUAAACUUCGCGUUUUUUUAAAUUAGAUUUCAAAUUGUGAUCAGGACUUCUAAAAGAAUUGUUAACAUUGCAUGGUUCUGAUCAUGAAGACAGCAUUUAACUGUUUAAGAAUUGCAACCAAAUUAUUUUACCUUCAAUUUAAACUUUACACAGUAAGGUGUACCAGAUAAUUACUUAUUAUAAAAUGUGUUCUAUUUUCAAUAUUUUAUUCAAUUUUUAAAAUAUUUGUUUUUUACCUAAAUAUCGGUAUGGGUAAUAAUUUUUUGAAACAUGGGAACUUAUUUUAUUUUAUUGUCUUUUUGACCUAUCACAAAUAGGUGGCAAUGAAUUAUUUCAAUCUCAUAUAAAUAUUUGUUUUAAAAAAGUAUCACACAGAACAAAAAAAAAAUAUUUUUUUUUUUUAAAUUGACUUAACAAACUUGUCCUAUCCUGUUCUCAGUACUGAAAAAAUUAGGCCAAGCUCCUUGUAAAAUAUAAAAUUUAGUUUAUUUAGAGUCAAUUGAAAUAAAAACUAAUGAUUUUCUAUUAUGUUAUUAAAUAAAUUUUAAUUAUCAUCUCCAUCAUUGAAUAAAGUAAAAGAUCAGUAAUUUAAUUUCUUAUCUUAAAUUUGUUGGAACUAAGAAUGUGUCAAUACUCUUUACAUUCCUCUUAUCAAGCAGUUUUAACUAGUUAAAGUUAAACUUAAAAAAUCCAUACAAGACAUUUUUCGCCACAGUUAGGUAUCAGAACACGUCAGAGGUCAAAUAGGCAUUCUAUUUUUUUUAAACAUAUUAAGGAUAAAAAAAAAUUCCAGUUUUAAUUAUAAACCUUCCAAAUCCCAUUAUAACCAGGGAUAAGAAUGUCAUAAUGAGACUAGACAAAGUCUUCCAUCGAAGACAAGUUUAAAAAGUAUACAAAUAAUUUAAAAUCUCUUAAAACGUUUUACGCAAAGAAAUCUAUUAUUAAUUGGUCCAUCUUAUUAAUUUUAUUCAUUGUCUUCAAAAACUUUCAACAUUGUUAUUUGGAGCAAAUGAUAAUAAAAGUUUUCAGAUUAGAUGAGAAUUGAGAAUUUGAAUAGAGAGUUCAUUCUUUUCUCUGGAUAAAUGUGCACAAAUUAUAUUGACAAUGGCGGUAAACAUUCACAUAGUUUUUUCUUUACCCUAUAUGACAUAUUGUCUCUGCCUGCUCUUGCCCUACGGAAAAAAUCUCAGAAUUUCUCGAUGGCAUCUUCCAGUCUUUAUUAACUACUUUACCCAGAUAUAUUAAGGACACCAACCGCACUUUAAAAACCUUUAACUCCUUAAACAUGUCCCCCUAAUGCAAAACAUCUGGGUUUUUUUACUUGAUAGAUACUCCUCGUACACUUCAAUUUCUCAUGCUGGCUGUCUUAAGACUUUGAGAGUUUUCCUCGAAAACAAACCACAUCCGUCAAUUCAUACUGACACCCUUAUCCGACCAGCUGAACUAGUACUUUGUAGUACCCUUCCUCAAUUCUUUGGGAUUUAAUAGUCAUUUCUUUGUCCAGAUGAGUGGUGUGGCCAUUGGUACCAAAAUGUCUUUUUUUGGGGUCACGUUGAUUAAUGGUAGAGAAUGCAUAUACAGUUAUACAGCUCAUAUCCCAGAAAUUUACAAAAGAUACAUUGAUGAUGCUGUUGCCAUCACUACCAUGGAAACAAGUAAACUCCAACAAUCUUAUUGAUUUUCUAAACUCAUUCCACCCAUCUCUUAAAUUUGCUUCAUAAAUCUCUAAGAAUUCUGUAAUUUUUUUACAUGGUCUUUACCCCAGAGCUGACCUAUAGGAUGUGCGAUCUGUGCCCUCGCACAGGGCGCUGUGGCCAAAGGGGUGCCUAGGGUGACCAUUAAAUAUUUAAAUAAGCUUAGUUUAUUGUAAUGAAGUGCGAACCUCGGGUCCGGGGUCAAGAAAUGGUAUUCUAACUUUAUGCACAAUCGCUUUUCAUACAAUGAAAAUAGCAUUCUUAAUUUGGAUACUAGCACUGGGGUUGGUAUUUCCUUGUCCCUCUUACAAUUAUUUCAGCAGAAAGAAUAUGGGGAAUAAAAAGCUUUCCGGGGCGCAAAAGCACAAAGCAGAAAAAAUAUGUCGUAAUCAGAGAAAGAGCGGA
This is a messenger RNA of Lymnaea stagnalis (great pond snail), 7974 nucleotides long. The record is from the annotation of a GenBank genome assembly. NCBI's taxonomy places the organism in Eukaryota, Metazoa, Mollusca, Gastropoda, Lymnaeidae.